GUUGGAUUCACUUUGUGUCUGUUGAGAAGGAGAAGAAGGAGAAGAAGGAGAAGAAGGAGAAGAAGGAGGAACAGUAAGAGAGGCUGAGACACGUUUACCUCACUCCAGCAGGACAGGUGUCAGGCUCGCUCGUCCAUGUGGUCUCGGCAGCAGCUCAGAGGCCAGCAGCUGUCUGCAGAGCCCAGGGAAGCAGUCUGAUGUUGGGGUGAGAGAUCCUGCCAAUGCCCCCUGUCCUCACCUCAGACGACCAUCACCCCGCCUCCUCCCCACAAACGCACACGCAUAUUGACUGGAAACAUGCUAUAGCCGCCUGACAGCCAAUCAAAAUGAUGGCCUCGGUGGUUGUCAGGGGCGCCCGGAAGAAGUCUCUCACGUUGAGAGGAGUGGACCCGGAGACCUGCAUGAUCGUGUUUAAGAACCACUGGGCACAGGUCGUGAAGAUUCUGGAGAAACACGAGCCGGGUCGCAGCGGCGCUGGUGCGUUGAGCUUCCUCUCCGGUCAUGCUAGUAGCACCAGUGGCUCUGGAGCGUUACGCCUCGGCCCCAUCCCGGCUGACGAAGCCAGCGCCGUCCAGAACUAUGUGGAACACAUGCUCUUCCUGCUGAUGGAGGAAGACGCAGGGCAAGGAGGAGCAAUGGGUCCGAUCCUGGAGUUUGUGGUUCUGGAGGGUGUGAUGGAGAGGUUGUUUCUGUGGAGCCUGAGGAGGCAGUUUACUGAGGACAUGAAGCUGGAGCAGCUCCGGAUGUACCAGAUGCUCCUGUCUCAGGCCAAACAGCCUCUGCUGCAUCAUAAGCCCGUUCUCCGACCGCUCAUGAUGCUGCUGGCCUCGUGUGCUGGAGCUGGAACCGACAGCGGCGGCGUGGUGGAGGCGGAGCUUGUCCUCCUGCUGAACCAGCUGUGUGUCGCUCUGGUCAAAGAUCCCUCAGUGCUGGAGCUGUUCUUCCACACCAGUGAGGACCAGGGAGCCGCCAACUUCCUCCUCUUCUCCCUGCUCAUACCAUACACACACAGACAGGGUUCAGUGGGUCAACAGGCCCGAGACGCUCUGCUGCUCAUCAUGUCUCUGUCGUCCUCCGAGCCUCGAGUCGCCCAGCACAUCGGAGAGAGCACGUACUUCUGUCCUGUGCUGGCCACAGGUCUGUCUGGUCUCUACUCGUCUCUUCCAGCCAGGCUGCAGGUUUACAGUGAAGACUGGCACUGUCUGGACCAGGCCGACUGGCAGCAGGUUCCAGCUCUCGUCCACUUCCUGCAUUCACUGGACUUCUGUAGUGCUGUUACCAAGGUCGCUCAUCCCUCCAUCAGGUCUCAGUUGCUCAGUUACAUCUACAACGGCUUCUUGGUGCCUGUUCUGGCUCCGGCUCUGCACAAGCUGACGGUGGAGGAGGUGAUGACCACGACGGCGUACCUGGACCUGUUCCUGCGCUCCAUCUCCGAGCCCGCCCUCCUCCAAACCUUCCUGUCCUUCAUCCUGCUGCACACGCACGACAACGUGCACAUUCUGGACACGCUGGUCAGCAGGGUCAACACGCCUUUCCAGCUGGGCACAGUGUCUCUGGCUCUGUUCAGGACUCUGAUUGGUCUGUUCUGUGAAGACGUCAUGCUGCAGCUGGUGUUCAGGUAUCUGAUUCCCUGCAGCCACCUGAGCAGGAAGCAGCGCUCCUCCUUAAAGCAGAGGGACUGUUACUCCUCCAGCGCCGCCUCCUUCCUGCUCCUAAUGCCCUCCUGGUGUCCCGUGUACCUCCACAACACAAACACACGCUUACACUCUGAGCACAUCCACUUUCCCAAAGGAGCAGGUCAGUACAACGGACACAUACACAACACAAGCACCUGUACACGUUUGCAUGCUAAUUUAAAUUGUCUGUCUGUGUUAGACCUGUCAGUGUCGGACAGUGUCGGUUACUGUCGAGGUUCCGAUUUUCUGAUGGAUGUAAACUACCUCCACUACCUUUCCGACGCUCGUCAGGCCAUCUCUGCGUCCCACAGGGCAUGUCGGCUCUGGUCGGCCCCAUAUGACGGGAUCAACCCCUCGUCUGACGAUAACCGAUCUGACACACCAGGGGGCGACGUGGAUGAAGAGGAGGAAUUUGUACAGCGGGUCAAGAGUGACUCCAUCUGCUCUUUGGUCAUCACUCCUCCCCCCUCUGCCCUCUCCCCCACCCCUUCCUCCUCAGAUACCAUCUCCACCAGCAACCACACAGGAAGGGCCAGUUCCGCUCUGGAGCUGGAGUGGGAUGACAUUUUUGCAGAUGACGAUCUCUCUUCAUCAGUGAUGAUAAACUCGGGGUUUGCCAACGGCAUUGUGACUCUGGGUCCACCUCCUCCUUUACCUCCUCAGCACAUCCAGGAAAUGCAACGCAGUGCGAUCAAGUUGGUGCAUGGCUCGUACGUGGAGGAGUCCGAGUUUCAGGACGAUGUUCUCGUCUACGAUCUAGUCGCCCAGAAGGACACAAAGGCGGCCAUGUUGGAGCGAAUCAUGGCAGCAAAUCGACUGGCACGAGGAAGCAUCUCACAUGGUCCGCAAGCGCCAACGGCAGUGACAACGUCAACCAUCACAACAAUGUUAACGCAAACAGGGAGAACGGUAAUGGAAACAGUUAACAGCAUUAUGUCGACAAGGAGGAGGAGCGAGGAUGGAGAGAGGGAGGAAAGAAGAGGGAGCGAAGUUUGUGAGAAGGAGGUGAACAGGAGGAGUGAGGAAUGCCGGAGGGAGACUGGGAGAAGGAGGGAGGAAGAAGAAGACGAUAAAAUCAGGCCUGAAUCACAAGGAGAGACGAGGGGACGUAAGGUUUUCACCAACGGUUUCAAUGUAAAGAAUCACAUCAUCAACGAAUGCGAUGAUGCUGAUGAAGACGGCCAGUCGUUAAAGAAAAGCUGCAACCAGAGUGACCUCACACCUAACACAACUGUCAAUCACAAGCACCCAACACACCAACAGCUUCUACGUCACAACAGCCAAAAUACAAACGCUUUACCCAACGGCCACGACGGAUCUGAGCCACAUUACCCAACCACGUCUCCAAGUCUGCCUGAUAACAAAGUAAAGAAGAACAACGGCUUCCUGUCCCAGUACCAUGAACUCAUGCUCUCCCUCGGGGUGGAGCCGGACUGUGACGACAUCGCGGAGGACAUCGGCACGUUCAGAAGGCGGGUCCGAGCGCUCAGGCAAAAACUGGUGGAGGAGGAAGAGGGGCUCUUCCAAGAGUCAGGUUUCAGUUCAUCGUGGGAUGACGGAGAGGUGGAAGGGGAGGAGGAGGAGGCGAUGGAGGAGGUAGAGGAAGGAGAGGAGGCAAAAGGCAGCAGCAGGAAUGGAGUUCCAUUUACAGGUCCGUUCAUCAGUGUCCUGUUAUCUCGGCUCGAGAACAUUCUGGAGAACUCCAUCGCUGUAAACCUGCUGGUGACGGGCAUCUUGGCCCAGCUGGCGUCGUACCCACAACCUCUGCUGAGAUCCUUCAUGCUCAGCACCGACACAACGCACAUUCAGCCCAACGUACGCACUCUGUACCAGGUGUUGGUGUCGGUUCAUGCUCAGAUUGAGCGCUACGUGGCGGCCAGAGCAGAUUAUCCAGCGCUGGUCACUCAGGCCUGGAGGUUCUUGUUGGUGAAAGACCAGGACAGCAAGUUUAGAGAGUGCCUCGAGUCUCACGGCGGCGAUAUCAUCCUGGACCCGUCUCUCCCCAAUGGCUCUGUGAGAAACGCUCUGGCGCUGCCUCCUCUUGGCGUCCUGCCGCCCUGCCCUCCGAUCCCCCCCCAAGCCAAGAGCCGAGUGUUCGCCAUCGUCCUGUUCGCAGAGUUCCUCAAAGAGCUAGCCGCCAUCGCCCAGGAGCACAGCAUCGCACUGGACUGUUCUCCCGAGGAGUAAUCAGAGGAGCGUUGCCUGAGAAAGUGCCACUAAUGUGCCCGUGAGCAAGGCACUGCUGAAAACCUCAAACAGAGGAAGUGAUACGCAACCACCAGCAGAAGACUGGGGGCUUUCUAAAAGUCCUAAAGCACAAAACAUGCAACACAAACUAUACGACCACAACAUGUGAGUAAAUUAUAUUGAUUUCAUGCAUAAACUUGUACAUUUGUAUAUAUUCCUGGCAGCACUUGAAUAUGUUUCCCCCCAUGUGAAUAUGGAUGAUGAUUUAUGCUGAUGAAAAUUAUUUGAUGGGGCAUAUUUUGAAGAUAAAUAAUAUUCCUUCUCUAAAUGUUUUAUUUUUAAAAAGAAAAGUACCUUAUUUCAGCUGAUUCAACUUUAAUGGGGAAAUGAAGAGUUUGUUCUGUUGUGUCUUUAAAUGCAGAAACACAAACACUCUUACACAGUAAUGACAAUGCCUUACUUCAACACACUAAGAGAUUUCCGUGCAAUAUACGCGAUGAUGCGAAGUUGUGUCUUGUCUCAUUUGCACUUGUAUCAGUUUGUGCUUCGUUGUUUUUAAUGUUAAUUGUGUGAUUUCAGUCUGUUAAUGUUUGUCCCUCUUUGUUUUGUUUUUUUUACUUCACCUGUUGCGUUUGAAAGAAGGUAAAUCUGACUUCCUGUUUGCAUCGGCUUCACUUUACCUGAGCUCUACAUCCAACUGAGAUCUGUGUUCUCACUUCCUACAUUUUUACACCAACGAGGAAGCAUGUGUUGUUGUUGGAAAACUUAAUCACCGUAUCUUUAAACGAAACUGAACUCAGAACUUCAUCCGACUCUUUUUGUCCCUGAUUGUAAACACUGCCGCCCUCGUCACUAUACAAACCAUCAUUAUUACAUUGUUAUUAUGGGAUGGACGAAUCAGACUGGACUCUGAAGCAGUACAUCUCUCAGCCCAUCCUGUUGAGGGUCAAUGCUGCCAUCUGCUGGUGAACCACCACUGUGACGCUUCAUUAUUAAAUCUCUUCUUUCCUUUUGGAGGAAAUUAUUGCCAAGAUGAUGUGAAAAUAAUUAAGACCAUAAAAUAUCGUGAUCCCUGCUAA
Molecule: messenger RNA, 4942 nt
Organism: Hippoglossus stenolepis (Pacific halibut)
Lineage: Eukaryota; Metazoa; Chordata; Actinopteri; Pleuronectiformes; Pleuronectidae
Product: FHF complex subunit HOOK interacting protein 1A
Exons: 17
Coding region: 327-3863 (1178 amino acids)
Source: RefSeq, a predicted model, not a curated record